Molecule: messenger RNA, 828 nt
Organism: Colletotrichum phormii
Lineage: Eukaryota; Fungi; Ascomycota; Sordariomycetes; Glomerellales; Glomerellaceae
Exons: 1
Coding region: 103-711 (202 amino acids)
Source: RefSeq, a predicted model, not a curated record
AAGGGAAUCCACCCCUUUUUUUUUCUGCUUUAGUAUCAGCUUGCCAGGCAAGCCUUUGAUUGCAAGCUUGUCAAUGUCGUCUGCUUGCGAGAUAUCCGCACCAUGAUGCAGCAGGGGCCUUCUUUGGAAUUGCCUCAUUUGGUUUGGUCGCUGCCCACAACGACCCCCCGUUGCCAAAUCUUCCACUGCUCAGAAGCCUUCCUGGAAUCCUGGAAGCUGGCACUGGCAGACAAUGAUAUCCGCACACACCGCAACUGCAAAACCCACGCAGGUCUUGGCAGCCAUGGACCAGCAGCGAUGCCCGUUUGCCAACUUGUCGUCAGGUGCCUGGGCUUUCAUCUCGUCUUCGGCUUCAUCGUCUCCACAAGCGCACGCACAUCAACGACCCCGUUCCAAGUCAUGGGCUCACGCUUGAGACAGUGGCAGGUGGCACCUUUGUCUUUGAUGGUAUCCAUCGCCCGCAUCUGCCAUGGAAACUUGUUGUUGAAGAGUUCAAAGUUCACGGACGCCAGAUACCGUUGGCGGCACUCAGUGUGUGCCAAGCAGCGAUUCAACGAAAAAUCUCGCCCCCCUGCCCCCUUUCACUUCCCACGUCUUGGAAAAGUUGGGGAUUCAGGACCGGCACUCGAAAGGCUUGUCGAGGGGAGCCCUGCUCGCACUGCAGCCGCACCAACCAACCCGCUUGACCUGCUCGUCCCGUCGCUGGUGUGACAAGCCAUGCCGAGCAAUCGGCCACCCGUCUGUCACCUGCAAUUGACAUAGCCUCGUCGCACAAGGUGGCAAGUUGGUGCUUUUUGCUCGAGGCCGGGAAACUCUGUCAUCGCACGG